Molecule: messenger RNA, 1501 nt
Organism: Sphaerulina musiva SO2202
Lineage: Eukaryota; Fungi; Ascomycota; Dothideomycetes; Mycosphaerellales; Mycosphaerellaceae
Product: DUF689-domain-containing protein
Exons: 2
Coding region: 42-1214 (390 amino acids)
Biological process (GO): iron-sulfur cluster assembly
Cellular component (GO): cytoplasm
Molecular function (GO): iron-sulfur cluster binding
Source: RefSeq, a predicted model, not a curated record
CUAUCCUCUCGCAUACCACCACAUCCGCGUGAGCACUCACCAUGGCUCCUUCUGUCGUGACUCUCGACAAUACGGCCGACUUCGAUUUCAGCGACGACUUCGCCGCCGCCCCCACUUCCAACACCACCACCACCACCACAAACGGCGCGGGACAUGGAAACGCAAAUGGGCAUGGCAGCACACGAACCUUGCUGCUUGCACCCCCUUCCGUAGCGUCACAUCCAUCUGCGUUGACGGAAGUGGCCGAGGCGUAUGAUCGAUCACAAACAGACAUUCAAAUGCUGGAUCGCCUGGCGCUGGGCCUAGUCUCUCUCCCCCCCACCACAUAUGAUGUCGUCCUCGUACUAUCAGAGGUGGAUCAGACGCAGGAAGGAAGCGCUCCGCCACUGGAUCGCACAGUCAUGCAGCGGAUAGUGGAAAGCAUGAAGGCGGGAGGAAGAUUGAAGAGUCAGGAUGGCCGCUUUGGCACAUCCUCAAGUGCUGAUCAGACGGAAGCGAUUCUGGCAGGAUUGAUUAGUGGCAAUGGCGAUGGCAUGGUCAAGCCGGAUAUAUCUUCAGCCAUGCAGACCGUGAAAUUGAGCUUCGGCAAGAAGAAGAAGGCGGACGCUGCGGCCGUGCCUGCGAAUGAACUGGAGGCGGCGAACACUGGCAAGAGGAAGAUGGGUGAUGUCGAGAUGGGGCACACCAACGGCACUGGUAAUGGCAAUGGCGCGGUGCAGAGUGUCGAUACUGUCAAGUCCACGCCUGCAGGCGUUGGUUUCAUUGAGAACGAGGAUGACUGGGAUAGUGCCGAGGACGAGUUCCCAGACGACGAUGAACUGGAGCGCGCUGGCAGAAUUGACCCAGAUACACUGCUGACCGAAGCAGACAGGCAGAAGCCGCUAAACAUUCCUGAAGCCUGCAAGCCUAAUGGAACCAAGCGGCGGCGAGCUUGCAAGGAUUGCACCUGUGGUCUUGCUGAGCGCAUUGCUGCGGAAGACAAAGCCAAGCGUGCCGAAGCGGAUAAGAACCUGCAGAAGCUUAACGUGGCAGCGCCAACACUGCAGGCCGACGACCUCGCCGAAGUUGACUUCACAGUUCAAGGCAAGGUCGGGUCUUGCGGGAAUUGCGCACUGGGCGACGCCUUCCGCUGUGAUGGCUGCCCUUACAUUGGUCUCCCAGCGUUCAAGCCGGGCGAAGAAGUGCGGCUGCUGAACAACGUCGUGCAGUUGUAACCCACUUCACUUUUGAAUCAUGAUUUAUGGCAUCAGCGUGGCGUUCUUGGCGGAAAGAGACUACAGCUGGCAUAGAGGUCUGGCAACUGAUUUUGCACAUAUUGGAGGGGGAAAGAUGCUGCACAUACCGGAUAGUGUACCCCGCUGGUAGAUGAGGGCGCGCAUCAUGGGCGGCAUUGAAUUUGAAUUGACAUGAUUCGCACGGAGACAUCGAUUAACUUACCUUAGGGAGUAAUCAAAAGUCGUGUUGAUGUCAAUCAAAGUAAUAACAAGCAAAUCUUUGCUCC